Punica granatum (pomegranate) is the source of this 1543-nucleotide messenger RNA. NCBI's taxonomy places the organism in Eukaryota, Viridiplantae, Streptophyta, Magnoliopsida, Myrtales, Lythraceae. The record is from RefSeq and is a predicted model, not a curated record.
GUGUCCCCAUUUAUAUAUAUGAGCCUUCUCCAUCUCCGGGCUGGAUUGGAUAAAGCUAAACCCAAUAACCUGAAACCUCCGCCGAUCUCUAGGGCUUCAGCCGCCUCUCGAGCUCUAUCCUGUCAACUUCAAUCAAAAUCGAACGACAGUUUCAUCAAGCAUGAAGUUUCUGCUGCCGUUUCGGAGCUGCUUCACUUCAGAUGAUGCUGCAGUCGUCGAUGAACACAGAAAUGAGGGAUUGCCGACAAAGCAUGGCUUCCGUGUAUUCUCGUACAAGGAGAUAAAAGCCGCCACCAGCAACUUCCAUUCCUCGAACAAGAUCGGACAAGGCGGCUUCGGCUCCGUCUACAAGGGUCGGCUUCGAGAUGGCACUAUGGUGGCUGUAAAAGCGCUGUCGGUCGAGCUCGAAUCGUUGAGAGGGGAGAGAGAGUUUGUCGCUGAAAUCGCGGCACUAUCCGAUGUGAAGCAUCAGAAUUUGGUCACCCUUCGUGGAUGCUGCAUCGAGGGGGCAGAUCGAUUCCUUAUCUAUGAUUACAUGGAAAACAGUUGCCUCGCCCGCUCCUUUCUCGCCGAGGAGCAGACCAGGAAAAAGUUUGAUUGGGACGUCAGGCGGAAUAUCUCAAUCGGUAUUGCCCGUGGCCUUGCAUAUCUCCAUGAGGAGGUUCGGCCCUAUAUCGUCCACAGGGACAUUAAGGGUGGAAACAUACUUCUGGACAGAAAUUUCACGCCCAAAGUUGCAGAUUUUGGUCUGUCGAAGUUGCUUGGGGACAACAUAAGCCACGUUAGCACCCGGGUCGCGGGCACGCUAGGAUAUCUCGCUCCAGAGUAUGCCAUCAGUGGCCACUUAACGAGGAAAUCAGAUGUUUACAGCUUCGGUGUGCUGUUGCUGGAAAUUAUCACGGGAAGACCAGUUGUUGCGUUCGAUUUAGAAAAUGGGGAGCACCACCUAGUCCAAAAGGUGUGGGAGGUCUACAGGAAAGGCACACUCGUGAAGAUAGUCGAUCCGGUCCUCGUCAAAGGCUACCCCGAAGAAGAGGCGGUUCGGUUCCUGAAGGUGGGCCUGCUCUGCGUGCAGGAAGCUGCUAGAUUCCGGCCAAGGAUGUCGGCUGCUCUUAAGAUGCUGACUGGCGAGACGGAUGUGGUGGAUGUCAAGAUAUCGCAGCCCACUCAUAUCGUCAAUCUCAUGGACAUCCACAUUGAAGAUCGGAAGUCGAACCAGAGCAUCUUCUCCAAGGAAUCAGACUCCCCAACCGCUGCUUUGUGAUUUAGUAUAUAGCUUCACGAGCCCAGUGAAUUAAUGCAGAAAAGAUCCCUGUCAGUUUUGGGAGCGCCACGUUGUUGUAAAUCCGAGGUAGUUAGACGUCCCGAGGGUGUGAGACGGGGAGUGAGUGACCUAAGGUUCGACGGCAUUGAGCUGGAAUCGUUCUCGUCAUGGCGAUGCACAGAUUGGUUGAUGAAUUCAUCCAAAGCCGAGUCAAAUUCGAUUGAUUCUGUUGUACAUGGAGUUCUUUAAUGCAGAUUUCGUGUAUCCGUGAUCAUUCCA